Messenger RNA from Exophiala dermatitidis NIH/UT8656, 2587 nucleotides. Its product is annotated as histone deacetylase HOS2. NCBI's taxonomy places the organism in Eukaryota, Fungi, Ascomycota, Eurotiomycetes, Chaetothyriales, Herpotrichiellaceae. Gene Ontology annotation, molecular function: histone deacetylase activity. The transcript has a single exon. The record is from RefSeq and is a predicted model, not a curated record. Bases 276 to 1784 code for a protein of 502 amino acids.
GCCUCCUGGGGUUCCAACGGCGCUUCCUUCAUGUACUGUACAGUUUUGAUAUUCUUGUUUCACGAUCGUCAUUGCGCUUCUAGACCCUAGAUCUCUUUCUCUCACCGUUGGACAACGACCUUGGGGCUCUUACGCUUCCGUCUUGAUCUUGAUCUCACUCGCAGAUUUAUUGAGACGUAUCCAACCCAUGGUCGCAUCAUGGUAUCGGCGCGCGAUUACAUGUUACUGAAGAACAGGCAUCUACCAAUCUCGUCAAUCUCCAAAACCAUAACAGCAUGGCGCGCGCCACUUCAGUCGUGCAAGAAUAUUCAUCUGGACAAGAUGCCGGGGCGGCGCCGACUUUGACGCUGUCGGAGAAAAUCCAGCGGGAAAUCGAAGAGAAUGGCAUCGCCCGGCCCAAAGGGUACACGGUAUCAUGGCACCACAACCCAGCAGUAGAGAACCACCACUUUGGCCAGACGCACCCGAUGAAACCGUGGCGACUCACGCUGACCAAAUCGCUGGUUCUGUCGUACGGCAUGCACACGGCGAUGGACACAUAUAUCUCACGAGCAGCGACACGCGACGAAAUCGCGGAAUUCCAUAAGGAGGAAUACGUCGAGUUUCUCAACGUCGCGACGCCGCAGAACAUCUAUGAAAUGUACCCGGAGCUCGCGACCGGGCCGCAGGGGUACACGUCGUCGAUUUUCGGAGUGGGCGAGGACUGUCCGAUUUUCGACGGGCUGUAUGCCUUCUGCACCAACUACGCGGGCGCCUCGAUCGACGCGGCGCGCAAGCUGGUCAACCAGCAAUCCGACAUUGCGAUCAACUGGAGCGGCGGGCUGCAUCACGCGAAAAAGGCCGAGGCCUCGGGCUUCUGCUACGUCAACGACAUUGUGCUGGCCAUCCUACAGCUGCUGCGCUACCACCCGCGCGUGCUGUACAUUGAUAUUGACGUCCACCACGGCGACGGGGUGGAGCAAGCAUUCUGGUCCACGGACCGAGUCAUGUGCGUUUCGUUUCACAAAUACGACAAGGAAGUCUUUUUCCCCGGCACGGGUCCCUUGGAUUCCACGGGUCCCCUACACCCGGACAACCCGGGCAAGAACUAUACGAUCAAUGUGCCGCUGAACGAUGGCAUCGACGACGACGGCUAUGCUUACUUGUUCCAGAACGUCAUCGAGCCCACGAUCAAAAUCUACAAGCCCACCGCGAUUGUGCUGCAAUGCGGCGCCGAUAGUCUCGGCCACGACCGUCUGGGCUGUUUCAACCUCAACAUCCGCGGCCAUGGAAGGUGCGUCGAUUUUGUCAAAAGUUUCCGUAUCCCCAUGCUCGUCGUCGGCGGCGGCGGGUAUACCCCGCGUAACGUCGCUCGUGCUUGGGCACACGAGACCUCUAUUUGUAUCGGCGCAGACAAGAACCUCAACCCCGCUCUGCCUGAACACUUGCCGUAUCGCGAGGCUUUUCGCCGCGAAGGCUUGACCCUGUUCCCCAACCUGGGCGGUUGGAGGAAGGAAAAUAUGAAUUCUAGAGCUGACAUUGAACGCAUCAUUCGUCAUGUCCGCGAGCAGCUGAGCUAUAUCCGUGGAGCCCCGUCCGUUCAAAUGCGCUAUAUCCCGCCUGAUAUCCAGGGCUGGAGGGAGGAAGUUGAGGAGGAAUUGAAGGCUCAUCGCAUGGACAAGGAAGAAGUCAAAGAGGAAAAAGAUGGUGCCGGUGGCCUGUUGGCCAAGGCGAGUCGGAGAAGGGAGUUGGAGCGGAAUGGUUUCACGGGCGGUAACGCCAGGGCCGGCGAUAUCGUGUCUUAACUUAAAGAGCACUUUAUCCCCGUGACAGACAGAGGGGCGUGUCAUUUUUUACGAGUUUACUUUCAGUGGGACGGCGUACGGAAUGUAUGGUAUGCACAGGAUGAGGACAUUUGUAUGGACGGGGCGGCAGACAAUGCAAUGUCCGAUAACGGACGCUACUUUCAACAGCGGGUACAUAAUGCUGAAGAUAUUGAAAGCAAACUUAGCUUGAUGUCUCUGUUCGAGUUUUGCUAGCAUCUCUGCAAAGCUAGCAGUAACCUAUCUCAAUCCUCCAGUCUAUGGCAGCCUGGGAAUUUAAUACAGCUGUCGCCAACUGCUUGUUUGGGUUUUAAACUCGCUCUCGACAGGCUAUCUCCUGCCGCAGCCCGUAUUAUUUUGAUACGAUCCAUGCGCAGCUCUUUGGCUGCUGGUCAACUGCAAAUGCUGUCGGGUAUCCUUUUGAAGAAAACAAGAGCGUCGUAUCCCCAUCUGUGAGGAAUUUCUGAGCGCGAACGAAAACUUGAUGCAACGCCAUGGCUAUGCUGCUGAGACGAAAACAUGAGCGACGAGCUGGUAGCCAUGCAAAAUCAUAAUACAUUGAAGGGGCUCCAAUCGUGGGAACUUCUGAUCAGUCCCGGCAUUUGAUGGGAGCCAAGGUCCUAGGACGGGUCCAGGUCAAUGUCGACCUUGGGUGCGGAUUUGCCAUUGACCAUAUGAUCAUUAUCCCCCUGAUGUUGGCUUUUGGCAGGCUGCAUUUUAACGCCCGCUUCCUUAUCUGCCUGUGCAAUCUUGAUAUACCAUUGAUCGAAGUAUCUGCACGUAAC